Rhinocladiella mackenziei CBS 650.93 is the source of this 576-nucleotide messenger RNA. RefSeq lists its product as uncharacterized. Gene Ontology annotation, cellular component: intracellular anatomical structure. The record is from RefSeq and is a predicted model, not a curated record. NCBI's taxonomy places the organism in Eukaryota, Fungi, Ascomycota, Eurotiomycetes, Chaetothyriales, Herpotrichiellaceae. Gene Ontology annotation, molecular function: NADPH dehydrogenase activity; FMN binding; NADP binding. The transcript has a single exon. The coding region runs from base 1 to 576 and encodes 191 amino acids.
AUGACAUGGACCAAUGACUGGUGCGAGAAAUCCGCCCACCUGGGUGGGCGGUCCGAUGAAGUUAUGAACGUCACCGACCAACCAUUUAACGAGCACACAUACGUUCUUCAGACCAUGGCCAUCAAGGACAUUGAAGGCUUCAAGGAAGCAUGGAAUGCCUUGAUCCAACUGGCUUUAACGGCUGGCGUUGAUGAAGCAUCGACAGACUGCAUCAGACUGACCAUUUUGAUGACUUAUCGGCCAGAUCAUACAAAUCCACGCAGGUCACGGCUAUCUUCUCGAGGGAUUCCUGUCAUCUGCCUCCAACACUCGGGGCGACGAUAUGGUGGACGACCUUUUAAGAACCGCGUCCGUCUUCUGCUCGAGGUGGUUGAUUUAACUCACAUCGUCAUUCCGGGAGGGGUGCCAUUGAUGAUCCGCAUUCCCGGCAGCGACUGGCUGGAAUACUUGGGCAGUGUUGAAGAAGUGCCACAUUGGGGUGUGACCCAGGCGGCCAACCUGAGUGUACUCCCCGCUGAAAAAGGAGUCGACUGGAUCGAUGUUGCCACUGGAGGUUUGGAUUCGUCAAAAGAUUGA